GUGUGCGAGUCUUUUAAUUUACUUCUCCGAAAAAAAAACCAUAGAACCUAGAACUUGGAAAAUUUGAAGAACCAGAGCUAAACAAACUCGUUGUCGUUCUACUUUCUUUCGAAACCCUAGAAGAAGAAGAAGCUUGGUCUUAGGGUUUAGUGAUGAAGAGCUCUAUUCGAAUUCAAGUUCUAUUUGGGUUUAUGUGAGACAUUGUGUGGUUUUAUUUCCAGGAAGAAUUGGUACCAGUUUUAGUUUCGGGUUAAUUCUUCUCAUUGUUUAUCUCUACUUCCAUGAUUGGUCUUCUUCACUUAUGAUCUCAAAGAUCAAUCUUUUCAAUUGCUCUUGGAUUCUGAGUUUAAUGGAUAACAAGAUUUGCUAUGAAUGGUUUCACACUACUGUUGGAAGAUCUAUAGAAUGAGCAAUAUUGCUCGUUGAGCAGAGAAUAUAUAAAAUAUAUAACAAAGAAACUUGAUAGAUUAAAAUCAAAUCCAAUUUGUUGUUAUUUUCGUUUUCGUGUGCAGAUGUUUCCAGUUAGGAGGUUUAAGUCUAGUUAUUAUUACAGUUUCUUUUUUACUUGUUUGCUAAUUUUACUCUAUUUCAUAAACUUGUUAUCUACAGAUAUUCUUUUGAUGUUUGGUGCUUACUAGUUGGGGAUGGAAAUGAGUGGUCUGGGAAGAAAACGUGUUUCAAAGUGGGACUCUAAGGAAGACACACACCAUCAUCAUUCUAGCGUAAAUGCAAACUCGGCUUCUUAUUACCGCGACAAAGAGUCUGAGCCUGUCCGGUUCAAUGCAGAGAGUAACGGUGAAGCUAGGACUAGAAGCAGAGUUUCACAGAAUAACGAUAACAGUUAUUUUUCUGAACAAGAUGGUACUAGGCAACAGUUUGUCCGUAGGAGUGGAAGUAGAAGUAAUAGCAGGAGUAGAAGCCGUAGUAGAAGCCCAGUCUAUAGAGCUAGACGAGACGCGGGAUCUUAUGACAGACACAAGACGAGAACACAAGUUUCUCCUACGCCAAUCAGAGAAUUCAAUAAGAGAGGCAGUGAUCAUUUGUUUGAUCAAAGCAGAAGUGAUCAUUAUGGUUGGGAAGAUAACAUUAGAAAGCCGAGGGAGACCAAAUAUCACACCGAUGAUUUCAGAGAAGAGGCAAUGAUGGAAGGUGCAAGGUCUUCUGACUAUAAUAAUACUGAUUAUCCCGAGGAUAAUUCGAGAAUAAGAAGGCGAAGAAGCGAGUUUACGGGAGAGAAGGAAACACAAAGAAGGGAUGGUGGUGAUGGUGAAGGAGGAUUCCACAGGAGUUCGAAUAUUCCGUGUAAGUUUUUCGCUGCGGGGACGGGGUUCUGUCGUAAUGGCAAGUAUUGCAGGUUUUCUCAUCAUGUUGCUGAUAGAAAACAGCCUCAAGACAACAACAACAACUUUUAUAGACAGGACAAUAACAAUCAUACUAGUGGUCAUAAUAAAUGGAAUGAUGUUGAAAGAUUGGACAAUGGAAGAGUAGGCGGAAUCGAAGUUUCUCGUGCCAGUAAGAAGGGAGUUUCUGAAUCUAAAGGGAAUGGUAGUAGUAGCUGGAUUGAUGACAUGGAGAUGUCUCCUGAUUGGAAUUAUGGAGUCCAAGCUUUAAAGAAGCCUGUGAAGGAAGACCAUAGUGUUGGUAUUAUUGGUCAGAGUUCACAAUCUCGAGUUCUUAAAGAUGAUCAGAGGAGUAGUGGUAUGUUUUCACAUGGUGGCAGAACUAUGGCUGAGAAACCUGUAGCUGCUUCACAUCAGAGUUACAGUAAUUCAGUGAAUGUUGCGCCAGUUGAAACAUUCAAUCAGAAUCAUAAUGCAUUACCGUACCAAAGCUCACUAACUGCUGGAGGAAGUCAACAAGUGCUAGCUGCUGCUGCUACAAAUUUCUCAGUAGGCUCCAACUUGAGCAAUCUUGAGAGUGGAAAAGUUUAUCAAGAUAAUCAUCACUCAACUGUGGAGAAACCUGUUUUGGUCCAAAAUACAGUAAGUAGGGAACAAAUCGAUCAGAUUACUAACAUCUCAGCAUCUCUAGCGCAGUUUCUUGCAAAUGGUCAGCCCAUUCCACAGCUUGAACAGGCAUUGCAGCUGCCUCUGCAUUCAGAAUCUGUUCAACCAAAUCAGGCUACUACUCAAAGUAAUGUAGUGAGUAGUAAUCCAAAUCAGCUAUGGGGAUUAGGGAUGAGCACUGGCGCUGAAGGAGUCCCCGCGGUUACUGCAUCAAAGAUAAGCAAUGUCGAAGAGAUUCAAGAAGUAUCGCUAGAUCCCAAGGAAAACGGGGACAAAAAGACUGAUGAAGCUAGCAAGGAAGAAGAGGGUAAGAAAACUGGAGAAGACACUAAUGAUGCUGAGAAUGUCGUGGAUGAAGAUGAAGAUGGUGAUGAUGAUGGGAGCGACGAAGAGAACAAGAAAGAGAAAGACCCGAAAGGAAUGCGGGCGUUUAAGUUUGCUUUAGUUGAGGUUGUAAAAGAGCUUUUAAAACCAGCUUGGAAAGAAGGUAAGCUGAACAAAGAUGGUUACAAAAACAUAGUGAAGAAGGUAGCUGAGAAAGUGACUGGUACAAUGCAAAGUGGAAACGUUCCUCAAACACAGGAGAAGAUUGACCAUUAUCUAUCCGCUUCGAAACCAAAGCUUACCAAGCUCGUUCAGGCAUAUGUCGGCAAAAUCAAGAAGACCUAAUAUGAAUUGUACUCCCAUGUUGUCUUAAUACAAUUCCUUAUCUUUCCAUCAUCAUAAAUCUUGAGAGCUGCAGUGAAAAAUGGUUGUUAAUCUUUGGAGGUGAUGCUUAGAAGAGCAGGUGAUGCUUUGUUGUCCCCAUUAGAGAGAUUUUGUCCCAAUUCUUUUUUCUUCUUUUUCGACAUAAUGUGAUAUGGUCCAAGUCUGAUAAUAGACCAAGAUUGCGUUUAUGUCCUUUGUUUUUUUUAUAUAGAAACUUAGAACCAAUUUCAGUGAUCUCUUUGUGACUAUUAUAUAUGUUGAAUUUGUCUUUUAGCCCUUUUGCUUUUGUUCUUCUCAACAGAAC
Arabidopsis thaliana (thale cress) is the source of this 3018-nucleotide messenger RNA. RefSeq names its product Zinc finger C-x8-C-x5-C-x3-H type family protein. Bases 645 to 2675 code for a protein of 676 amino acids. Gene Ontology annotation, molecular function: metal ion binding. The transcript is spliced from 4 exons. Lineage: Eukaryota; Viridiplantae; Streptophyta; Magnoliopsida; Brassicales; Brassicaceae. The record is from RefSeq and is marked reviewed.